This is a messenger RNA of Boeremia exigua, 966 nucleotides long. Its product is annotated as transferase. The transcript is spliced from 4 exons. Gene Ontology annotation, cellular component: cytoplasm. Lineage: Eukaryota; Fungi; Ascomycota; Dothideomycetes; Pleosporales; Didymellaceae. Gene Ontology annotation, molecular function: glutathione transferase activity. The record is from RefSeq and is a predicted model, not a curated record. Bases 1 to 966 code for a protein of 321 amino acids.
AUGACCGCCCACAAGCUUCGUCCCAGUCAGCCCCUCCACUCGAAAAGCCCCUGCGGCGGUAUGCCGUCGAGGUUCAGAAGUACGGUACCUUCAGAACAAUUCCCCGCUGAAAAGGACCGAUAUGUGCUAUAUGUCAAUGCGGUCUGUCCCUGGGCUCAUCGAGCGGUGAUCGUACGAGCUUUGAAAGGCCUGGAAGACAUCAUAGAUGUGAUUGAGAUUGACGCAAGAGAUCCAAUACACGGUUGGUUCUUCUCUGGCCGUCGCGGCCCCAAAUGCGACCCAGUCCACGGGUUCCGAUGGCUAAAGGAGUUCUACUUAAUAGCAGAUCCGACCUACACAGGCCGGAUCACUAUUCCCGUGCUAUGGGAUAAGCAGCAAGGAACCAUCGUGAACAACGAAAGCGCAGACAUUAUACGUAUGCUAAUCAGCGGCUUUGACAAUCUCUUACCACCUGAGAACCGCGAAGUUAACAAAGGCUCUGCCGCUCUUGUACCCGAGCACCUGUCCGCUGAUAUCGAUGAGCUCAAUUCCUGGGUGUUCGACACCGUGAACAACGGCGUAUACAAGAUCGGUUUCGCUACAUCACAAACCGCAUACGACGAGCACAUUACCAAACUCUUCCAUUCGCUCGAUCGACUCGAGGAACACCUCUCCGAGCCCGGGCAUCAUCCAUAUCUGUUUGGACAGCACAUCACCGAAGCCGACAUCCGCCUCUACACUACCCUCAUCCGAUUCGAUAUCGCGUACUAUGCACUGUUCAAAUGCAACAUCAAGAUGAUUCGGUUGGACUACCCACGCCUGCAUGCAUGGCUCAGGUGUCUUUACUGGAACGAUGGCCCAGAGACGGCAGGUGGGGCGUUCAAGAACAGCACUCAUUUUGACAUUAUCAAACGAGGAUAUGCGUCAGUGACGGUGGGUAACGGCAUCGUACCCGCCGGACCUUUACCGCACAUCAUGCCUCUAUAA